AUGGUACCAGCGACCGACGAUCAAAAAGACGGCCAGAACGAUGUGGAGCAAAAACACCUCGUACGAAGCGCGGCGCAACCACAGCACGCCCUGGAACAAAAGCGCCACGAGGCAAAGCAUGGCAACAAUGCUCCAUACCCAAUAGGCCGUAUGCACGUCGGUGUAAUACUUCCCCAGCCCGACGUAGGCGGUCAGCAUGGUGACGGAGUGAACGACGGCGUGGGCGACGCAGAGGCGGGCGACCCAGCGGUGGAGCAGCAAAGAGGCGAAAAAGGCCAGGCAGUUAACCAUAGCAAAAUAUUGUUCGUUAAAGGGAGCAGGAUAGAAGAUAUGUGGCCGGUGCAGUAA
Messenger RNA from Pyricularia pennisetigena, 348 nucleotides. RefSeq lists its product as uncharacterized. The transcript has a single exon. Lineage: Eukaryota; Fungi; Ascomycota; Sordariomycetes; Magnaporthales; Pyriculariaceae. The record is from RefSeq and is a predicted model, not a curated record. Bases 1 to 348 code for a protein of 115 amino acids.